GCGUCCUUCUCUUUGAAACGAAGUCUUACUCUUUCUUUAUAUAUCUUGUGUUUUGAACUGUGUCUGGAGCUCUGAGUUCUUCAGAAGGGCACUCUUGUCAUCUUCCUCAAUCUUCCAUGACUGUUUGAGCCUUUCAUUUAAUCAAUUCUCAUAUUUAUUUAAUUAAUCAUUAUCACUUAGCUUUUAUAGCAAUCAAUGAUCACACCGACGCAAAGUAAAGCAAACCGGCUUUUAUUAGGAUAGCACCAGGCUUGUUAAAUUGUUGUCUGGUAAGGUUUUGUUUUCAAUUAAACAUCGAAAGCUUUGUUGUGAUCGUUUCAUGAUUCUCAAAACUCUUUUGAUGGCUUCUUCCUUUUUUGUUUUUGUUUCAAUAUCAGUCUCCUUAUUUAUAACAAAUCUUUCAACUUGAUCAUCACUCUUUCAACUACUCCCCUUCAUUCAAGUAUCUCACCAAGAAACAGAGCUCUAGGAUCGUGUGUGAUCAUGGUGGAAGAUAAGAAACCCGGAAACGAACCUCUGGUUAAUCCAACAGCUGAAGAUUUGUUACUACAGGCAUUAGAGCUUGUCCCUAUUGCUUUGGACAAAGCAAGAACAGUGAAAAGUUUCUCUAGCAGGUGGAGGGUGAUCAUAUCAAGGUUAGAGAAGAUACCGACAUGUUUAUCAAACUUGUCUACCCAUCCUUGCUUCUCCAAAAAUACUCUCUGCAAAGAGCAGCUUCACGCGGUCUUACAAGCCUUGAAAGAGGCCACCGAGCUCGCGGAUGUAUGCGUGCAAGAGAAGCAAGAAGGGAAACUGAAGAUGCAGAGUGAUCUGGACUCUCUGUCUGCGAAAAUCGAUCUUAGUUUGAAAGAUUGUGGACUGCUGAUGAAGACAGAUGUUCUCGGAGAAGUUACACAAUCAAUUCAAGACGUGGAAACGUUCAGCGUCAGAGAGUUGCUUGCUCGGCUUCAAAUAGGUCACUUGGAGUCAAAACGCAAGGCCCUUGAGCAGCUCGUUGAGGUAAUGAAAGAUGAUGAAAAAGCGGUUAUAACAGCUUUGGUUCGGACCGAUGUCGCGUCUUUGGUGCAGCUUUUGACAGCUACUUCACCUAGUGUAAGAGAGAACGCUGUGACUAUGAUCUGCUCUCUAGCAGAAUCAAGGCAAUGCGAGAACUGGCUUGUCUCAGAGAACGCAUUGCCUCCAUUGAUAAGGCUGCUUGAAUCCGGAAGUCACGUUUCUAAGGAGAGAGCUGUAGUCACGUUGCAGAGAUUGUCGUUUUCAUCGGAGACAGCGCGUUUGAUUGUUGGACACGGAGGGGUUAGUCCGUUGAUCAAGAUUUGCAAAACAGGGGACUCUGUUUCUCAAGCUGCUUCCACUUGUACUUUGAAGAACAUUUCCUCUGUUCCUGAAGUAAGACAGAACCUUGCGGAAGAAGGAAUCGUUAAAGUGAUGAUAAACAUGCUUAACUGCGGAGUUCUGAUGGGAUCUAAAGUAUACGCAGCCGAGUGUCUUCAGAAUCUCACUUCCAGCAACGAAGCUCUUCGAAGAUUGGUUAUAUCAGAGAAUGGGGUUCAAACUCUGCUCGCUUACUUAGACGGACCUCUCCCUCAAGAAGAGGGAGUUGCGGCUAUUAGGAAUCUCGUUGGCUCUGUUUCUGUUGAGACUUACGUCAAGAUCAUCCCAAGUUUAGUCCAUGUUCUUGAAUCAGGAUCAACAGGAGCGAAGCAAGCGGCUGCAUUGACUCUCUACAGGAUGGCUACAUCGAAUGAGACUAAGAGAAUGAUCGGUGAGUCAGAUUGUAUCCCUUUGCUGUUAAGAAUGCUGGAAGCUAAAGAGAAUGGAGCUAGAGAGGUUGCUGCUCAAGCUAUAGCGAGCUUAGUUACUGUUCCAAGGAACUGCAGAGAAGUGAAGAGAGAUGAGAAGAGUGUGAUGAGUCUUGUGUUGCUACUUGAGCCUAGUCCGAGCAAUUCAGCCAAGAAGUAUGCGGUUCCGGUUCUGGCGGCUUUGUGUUCAAGCAGGAAGUGUAAGAAGGUGAUGGUUUCUUGUGGAGCUGUUGGUUAUCUGAAGAAGUUGUCGGAAAUGGAGGUUCCUGGUUCCAAGAAGCUUCUUGAGAGGAUUGAGAAAGGGAAACUGAAAAGUUUCUUUAGUAGGAAGUAGAGAGAGG
Raphanus sativus (radish) is the source of this 2143-nucleotide messenger RNA. RefSeq lists its product as uncharacterized. The transcript has a single exon. The record is from RefSeq and is a predicted model, not a curated record. The coding region runs from base 484 to 2136 and encodes 550 amino acids. Gene Ontology annotation, molecular function: protein binding. Lineage: Eukaryota; Viridiplantae; Streptophyta; Magnoliopsida; Brassicales; Brassicaceae.